This is a messenger RNA of Mesorhabditis spiculigera, 1149 nucleotides long. The record is from the annotation of a GenBank genome assembly. Lineage: Eukaryota; Metazoa; Nematoda; Chromadorea; Rhabditida; Rhabditidae.
AUGAAGGCCACUUCUUAUUUUCCGCUAAUUCCGCUGCUUUUGCUGCUUGGCGGUGCCAUCGUCUGCAGCGCGAAAAAUGAGGUGCUCGGCCAGCCAACAGUCAGUUGCUCAGCAGACGCGAUCUACGUGAAAAUCCGUACACGCGAGACAUUCGCCGGCCACAUCACCGUACGAUACGCGCCGAAUACCGUGUGCUAUCAGGUGCUCGUGACGAACAACCAAAUCGAAGUCCUCGUCCCCCAUCAGGAUUGCGCGCUCCCGCGCAAGAGGCUUCACUCCCCGGAAGGUGUGGUCGUGUCCGCCGAGUUGGUCGUCUCCUUCCACCCCGAUUUCUUGACGAACGACGCCCUCGUCUACCGGUUCGAAUGUCGGCAUACACGGAAAGACGACGGGAAACUUGAAGCUGGCACCCAGCAGACGGCACUCACUGAAGACCCUCAUGCUCAUGAUGGACCGCUUUGCCAGUACAGGAUAAAAAGCUCGCAAAACGGCCAUCCACUACACUCGGCCUCCAUUGGUGAUGUGGUUUUUCACGAGUGGAGCUGCCAAAAUACGGGACCGGAUCAGUGUCUUCUUGUAAGAAGCUGCUUCUUUGUCACCCCCGAAACGAGAUAUCCGUUGGUAGAUGCGGACGGGUGUUCCCUGGAUCAAUACGUACUGCCGCAGCUGCACUAUUUUGAUCAUCGCCUGGUCGCACAAAACGUGUCGGUAUUUGGCGUGGCGCAAAGACCGGUCGUCUUUUUCGAAUGCGAGCUGGCGCUCACCGAACGCGAUGAUCAUGGGUGUCAGCCACCCGUAUGUGGCAAAGAUUCGACGGUCCAUAGACGAACCCCGAGGACCCUCCACUCGAUUGAGGCACAAUCCCAGCGGCUCGAGAUCUCGGAAAUGCACAACCCGCAUGAGACCGAUGAUAUGGCCCGUUCCCUCGACAUGGCGCUCGUCGAAUGUGCACAGCCGAACGAGGAGUCGAACUCGCGCCUCGUCUGCCUGUCGACACUAUCACUGGCUCUUCGCUCCAAGAUCAGAAUUGAACAAAAUCGUCCAAAGCCGAUUGAUCUCUUGAUUCGAUAUAUCGACUACGCGGAGGAGCCAAGUGACCUUUCGGAGAAGGAACGACAAGAAGAGUUUGAGCUAGAGGAACCUUCCAAG